This is a messenger RNA of Suillus paluster, 333 nucleotides long. RefSeq lists its product as uncharacterized. The annotation marks the transcript as partial. The record is from RefSeq and is a predicted model, not a curated record. Gene Ontology annotation, cellular component: nucleus. Gene Ontology annotation, biological process: regulation of transcription by RNA polymerase II. Gene Ontology annotation, molecular function: DNA-binding transcription factor activity, RNA polymerase II-specific; RNA polymerase II cis-regulatory region sequence-specific DNA binding. Lineage: Eukaryota; Fungi; Basidiomycota; Agaricomycetes; Boletales; Suillaceae. The transcript is spliced from 3 exons.
AUAACUCAUCUCCCUCCUAUCCUACAGGUGGAGAAGAAGCAGGUCACCACAUCCGCAACCCAGGUAGCGAGUGCAAGCAGGCGGAGGAAUGAGGCUCGUUUCACAUGUCCAGUACUGGGUUGUGGGAGCACGUUUACACGUCGAUUCAAUCUGAGAGGACAUCUUCGAUCACACACCGAGCAACGCCCGUAUGUGUGCGAGUACCCCUAUUGCCAGAAAGGCUUUGCAAGACAGUAUGACUGCAAGCGACAUCAAGCACUUCAUGUCACGCGCUCGCAAUCCAACAUCUGCCAAGGCUGUAAGAAGGCCUUCAGCCGCCUGGAUACCCUAAAC